Molecule: messenger RNA, 4169 nt
Organism: Cyprinus carpio (common carp)
Lineage: Eukaryota; Metazoa; Chordata; Actinopteri; Cypriniformes; Cyprinidae
Gene: shha
Product: sonic hedgehog signaling molecule a
Biological process (GO): cell-cell signaling; intein-mediated protein splicing; cell fate specification
Molecular function (GO): patched binding; calcium ion binding
Source: RefSeq, a predicted model, not a curated record
UGACUUGGUCCAUUAGCAGGUCACAUACAGAUGCGGCUGAGCACACAUGCAUGUCGCAGCCUCACAGACAGCAGCGGGGGGAAACUGAUGCGUUCACAUCUCACCGUGUCCCUCCCCUGAAACCCACCUUCUUGAAAGGUUUUUGCGCGUCUGUUUUGUGGGAUAACAUCAGAAGGGUUCGUCCCGUCGAGCCAAUCAGGUCCCUCCCUACCUCAUAUCGAAGCUAUAAUACAUAGGAGUAAAGAGGCUUCUCGCAUAAGUGGCUGUGGCUUCAACUACCGUUGUGAUUUCGAGGUCAGUCAUACCUUUCCCAUCCACGCUGUAACCCUCCGAUGCGUUAUCAGACGCACAUUUCCGCACCUGUCACGGUAGGGCUCGGCGCCGAGGGACACGCGUGAGCUGAGGAGACGGCAAGGACAUCGCCGGAGAUCCGCGCAGCGAGAACGAGAAAUCCUGCUAGACAGACCGCGCAGGGCGCUCCAGAACACCGCAGCGAGGUUCACCGUGCGGCAAAAUGCGGCUUAUGACGAGAGUGCUGCUGGUGUCUCUUCUCAGUCUGUCCUUGGUGGUGUCCGGACUGGCCUGCGGUCCUGGCAGAGGCUACGGCAGAAGAAGACAUCCCAAGAAGCUGACACCUCUCGCCUACAAGCAGUUUAUACCUAAUGUCGCGGAGAAGACCUUAGGGGCCAGCGGCAGAUACGAGGGCAAGAUCACGCGCAAUUCGGAGAGAUUUAAAGAACUUACUCCAAAUUACAAUCCCGAUAUUAUCUUUAAGGAUGAGGAGAACACUGGCGCGGACAGACUCAUGACACAGAGAUGCAAAGACAAGCUGAACUCACUGGCCAUCUCUGUAAUGAACCAGUGGCCAGGGGUUAAGCUGCGUGUGACAGAGGGCUGGGAUGAGGAUGGUCACCAUUUUGAAGAAUCACUCCACUACGAGGGAAGAGCUGUUGAUAUCACCACCUCUGAUCGUGACAAGAGCAAAUACGGGACACUCUCUCGGUUAGCUGUGGAAGCUGGAUUUGACUGGGUCUAUUAUGAGUCCAAAGCCCACAUCCAUUGCUCUGUCAAAGCAGAAAAUUCGGUUGCGGCGAAAUCUGGAGGCUGCUUCCCAGGUUCGGCUCUGGUCGCGCUCAAAGACGGGAGACAGAAAGCCGUGAAGGACCUGAACCCAGGUGACAAGGUGCUGGCGGCGGACGGCGAUGGGAAGCUCGUGUACAGCGACUUCAUCAUGUUCACAGACCGAGACUCCGCGACGCGACGCGUGUUUUACGUGAUAGAAACGAAAGAACCCGUUGAAAAGAUCACCCUCACCGCUGCUCACCUCCUUUUUGUCCUCGACAACUCAACGGAUGAUCUGCACUCCAUGACCGCCGCGUUUGCCAGCAGUGUCAGAGCCGGACAAAAGGUGAUGGUUGUUGAUGAUAGCGGCCAGCUUAAAUCUGUCAUCGUGGAACGGAUAUACACGGAGGAGCACCAGGGCUCAUUCGCACCAGUGACUGCUCAUGGAACCAUUGUGGUCGACAGAAUACUGGCGUCCUGUUACGCCGUAAUAGAGGACCACAGUCUGGCGCAUUUGGCCUUCGCGCCCGUCAGGCUCUAUUAUGACGUGUCAUCGGCCCUAUUCCCUAAAAACUUCAUCAGUCAGUCCAAUGCGACUUUACAACUGGAGGGAGUCCACUGGUACUCCAAGCUUCUGUAUCAAAUGGGAACGUGGCUUUUGGACAGCCGCAUGCUUCAUCCUUUGGGGAUGUCAGUAAACUCAAGCUGAAACCCUCGUAUGGAAAUAAAGCAAGAGAAAUCACACUAAUGUAGGAUAUAAGACAAUAUUAGUACAAGCAAGAGAGAAAGAGAGAGAGAGAGAGAGAGAGAAAGAAAGAGAGAGAGAGAAAGAGAGAGACAAAGGCCCCGAGAGGAGUUGGGAUAUUUAUUACAAUGACUUUAAAAGAAAUGUCAUUUUCAAAGAAUAAAUGGAGCCUUAAAAGUUUUCUUUGCAUAAUUUAUUCUCGAGUGAACUCAGGCUGGAGGCACACAAACGGAUUCGAAUGCAGUGUGUGGUCAUCCAGCGGUGCAGACUCUAUUUUUGUAUAUCUCAUGUAAACAGGAAAAAAAGAAGAAAAAAAAUGUAAGAAAAGUAAGAAAAAAAGAAAGAAACUUUCAUGACAGGUUGUAACAUUCUGUGCAUAUGUGCAAAUGACUGUUAUAUUUUAGGGGUAAGCAAACGCCGUGGGGCUCCAGAAAUUAUAUUUUUAUACACAGAAUUGUACAUUAGGAUUUUGACCGAUCGUUACCUAAUCACUUUUCGUUAUUUGAAAUAGUGUAAGAUACGAGAAUAUAUUUUAAUUUAAAUAGGUGCAGAGUCUUUGCAGUCUUGUGCUGUUUUCUCUUUUAGAAUUCUCUAUUAUUUUGUCAUUGCUUUGGUUGUCAGAGUGGGACAGACAUAUACGUCCUUGUUCACUCUUCUCUGGGUUCAUUGUUUCUUGUAUUUCUUGAAGAAAAUACGAAAUGCACAUUCCGACAAUUCAGUAACGAUAAUAGUCCCACAGUAAAGAACAAAGGGUUUCGUUAAACAAAUAAAUAAGUAACUGCUGUACAUUUACUAAAAUGUAUUUUUCUUUUCAUAUUUUGUAAUAGGUAAAUAGUUUUAUAGAAAUAAAAUGCAGCUGAUGCACAGUUUGGAUAGCAUAUGAUUGAGUGGCCAUACCAGUUAACCUACCUUUCAUCAAGGCAAGGUGUCAGGAAAUGUAUAGAAUUUAUUAUUUAUAUGUUUAUUAUAAAUGAAUGACAUAAAGAAAAUAUCCAAACUGUUUUGUUUUGUUUCAUGAAUAUCUUUUGCAAAUGCAGACAUUAAACAUCUACACCUAUCAUUUCAAUAAUCAGAUUUAAUAUCAUUAUUAGUGCUAUUAUCGCUCAUAAAUAUUUCAUUGUCAUUGCUGUUGUUUAAAUAGUCGGCUCUCAAGGGCUGCUAUUAAAAUAUUAACUGGGCUGGUAAUGUUCACUGCUGUGUCAUGUUUAACACAUGGCACAAGAAAAACGAUAUAGCCUGCAGGUUGUUUAAAUGCAUAUAAUUAAAUAGGCCUACAAUUUGUGUUUUAUUGUUACAAUAAAAACGCUAUCUGACAGAGUCGUCCAAUAAUGUUUCCAUUUCCAACCCACGUAAAUCGGGCUAUUCAGCUUGCAUAAAACUCGAGUGGGAGAAACAAGAAGGCCAUUCAAACAAACGUGUUCGCAAUCGUUGAAAACGGCUAUCGGUAAGACGCGAAAAAGUCUUUGAUCUGGAUUUUGUAUGCUUGCGAAAAGUUGUGGUCCCAUGUUAAAUAUGAAGAGUACAGUCUGAAAAUCUCUCACGCAGAUUAAAAAGGCCACUGUUUGCGUGCUUUAGACGCACCAACACAUUUCCCACUGCUUAUUAGAUGGGCUAUUUGCUGAUUUCACAUGCGGACGUCUAUAGUGUUGCUGUUAGGCCUACUCACCGCCACGAGAAUCACGCCCAAAAUAUAAUGUGACGCAAUCAAAUACACAUUUUUUGAAGAAAUUCACAUGGAUCACAUAGAACAAAGUCCCCACCACCUCAUGGUUGCGAUUAAACAGAUGAACGCAGUUUUCCAGUCUUCAUGUAAUUGGGAUUUUAUAGUGAAGAUUCCCUAUAGACAAACAGGUGGAGCACCAGGUGCAAUGAGAGGAAGUGAGGAAGCACUCCACUUCUCAUCUUAUAGGCUACAUGAUGCAUGAGUCUUUCCUCAAGGUUUAGGAAACCCAAACUCUAAGGUUUCCUUUGGUUAAUUCUGAGAUGUAAUAGGUGGCUUCUACAUGCAUGCCAGCAAACGACAGCCCCGAACCCAUCACAAGUCCAGACAUCAGACAUUCCCUAUCUGUGUGUGAAAUGAAUUAAUAAGCAACUAUAAGCUUUCACCUUUGAAAUGACAAAAGCUGAUCACAUCCAUAGCAGACUCAAGCUGAGAGCCAAAUGUCACCUUCACCAAUUCAAAACUUUUAAAAACUUUCACAAGCACCUCCCAGACCUCGAUAUCAUUCAUGUGAAGUCUGCUGAAUAAUAUUAUCAAUGUGAGCUCAACGGAUAAAAUGGCUAUUGAGAACAGUACUAAAGUCUGAAGUGAAUGUUCCUGCCUGACUGACGUGCAAAUUCCAAAAACAUCGGCAUGAAGGAU